Molecule: messenger RNA, 4304 nt
Organism: Bacillus rossius redtenbacheri
Lineage: Eukaryota; Metazoa; Arthropoda; Insecta; Phasmatodea; Bacillidae
Gene: Prpk
Product: EKC/KEOPS complex subunit TP53RK
Exons: 2
Coding region: 114-785 (223 amino acids)
Biological process (GO): protein phosphorylation
Cellular component (GO): EKC/KEOPS complex; cytosol; nucleus
Molecular function (GO): protein serine/threonine kinase activity; ATP binding
Source: RefSeq, a predicted model, not a curated record
UGACUCAAGGGUUAUAUGUUUUGUUUAUUUUGUUACCUUUAAAAAAAUUAACUCUUCAGUAACAUUUUCUUGAAAUUGUUCGUAGUCCCCUAUGUUCGUAUAGUUAUAAUAUUAUGGUUGAUCCCAGUUUCCAGUUGAUUGGUCAAGGUGCCGAGGCUAGACUGUACAAAGGAAUUUAUUUGGGUAAACUUACUUUGGUGAAAGAAAGAUUUAGGAAAACUUACCGACAUGAGGAUUUGGAUGAACAACUUAAUAAAGAAAGAAUUAAAGCUGAAGCAAGGACUAUUUUGAAGUGCAAAAUUGCAGGGAUCAGAACACCUGCAGUGUACUUGGUGGACAUGAACAGGAAGUGCAUAUUCAUGGAAUACAUGGACGACAGCGUGACAGUGAAGGACUACAUAGCGUCGCUGACCAACGGAGAGGAGCGAGAGGCCAGGUUGAGCGACGUGGCCAAGCAGGUCGGCUCGGCCGUGGGGAGGAUGCACGCCCACAACCUGAUCCACGGGGACCUCACCACGUCCAACAUGCUCUUGGCGACGGGCGAUGCAGAGGACAGGCUGGUGCUGAUAGACUUCGGGCUGAGCGUGGGGCAGGCCACGGCGGAGGACAAGGCGGUAGACCUGUACGUCCUGGAACGAGCGCUCCUCAGCACUCAUGCGGACAUGGACUCCUUCUUCCCCUGCGUCCUCGCCAGCUACAGGAAGUGCAACAAGGACUCUGCCGAGGUGCUCAGGAAGCUGGACGAAGUCAGGUCCAGGGGCAGGAAAAGAACCAUGAUCGGUUAGGACUCACUGCGCCUCGCAGUAUCAGCAGUCUCUCUUCAUAAAACAUAUACUGUGCUUUGAUGUGACCAAUGCAAGGUUUUUUUUUAUUUCUGAGUGAUAUUAAUACUUUUUAAUCUGGUCUACAUCUUAUGGGCAAGCUCUCUUUUGAAGCUAGCACAAAUGUUUCAACAGAAUAGGGUCUGGUUGUGCUAAUGAUGAGCAUUAGAUAGUCUCUCGUAAUUACAAUUACACAGGUUUCAUUAGUUAUUAAUAAGUUAUUUUAUUGCAACUUGCGGUUUAUUACUGUGGUAUGUUUCUAGUGAUCAAAAUAUUAUUUAAAAUAAUUUUUAAUAUCCAGUUGCAAUGAUGGGAUGACUUAACAUCUGUGAAGUUAAACUUGGUAGAGUAAAAUGACAGUUAAUGAAGCUUGUCUUGUGUGUUCGUGGACACAAACAAAUUAUGCUUUCUGUAUGGAAUUACAGUGAGUAUUUUGUGUUGUAAACUGUUAAGUUAUACAGUUGUGGCAAGUUUAUUUUUAUAUUUUUUUGUAUGAUGUUACCAUGCAUACUAAUGGAUCUGUCAAUUAUAUUCAGGAGAAUCAGUGUUCCAAUUUUGUGUGUUAACUGCUAUGGUAAGGGUUUUUUUUGCACACAGAUAUACUCACAAAAUAUAAAAAAGUAUAGCUGAUUCCUAGAAUGUUUUUAUUCUUAACAAAACUUCCUUGUUUUGGGAUUCCAUGCCACCCAAUAAAUUUAUGCUUUGCAAUUUGUGAACAUUCUGUAUUUAAAAACAUGGAAUGGAAAUAAUCAAGCCUAACAUCUAAUUGACAUCAAGGUUGCUCGAGAUGACAAAAGGUGGUGACGAAAUGCUAACGGGGCACUAUGGAACAAGUGGGUGGGGGCAACUGCAGCAUCUACCACGUUCCCCUCUCGAGAAACAUCAAGGUACUUGUACCACCAGUCUUUAUUACUUAUUUAUUUAAAUAAAAACUACAUGUUUAUGAUUUUAUGAUAAAAAAAAAGUUCAGUCAAACUGAAUAUUCCGCUAUCAUGAUGAAGCACUUCUUUAAAAAUUCUUAAUACCUGGUAAGAGAUGUAGGUAAUGUUGACAAAUAACUCCAUUCAUGUAGUAUUAUCAAUAUUAGAAAUGUAGUAUAAUCAUAGGAACAAAUUUUCUUAGUCAUCAACUAAACAAUAUAUAUACUGUAAGGACCACAAAAGUAAUGAGCUGCACCCCAUAGUUCCAACAACAAACAUUGCUUAGCACGGAUCAGCAGAACAAAGCGGUGGUGGGUAGCGCACAUGGAACGUCGUGGCACACGGCCUGGCUGUAUACUAGGCGUUCUAAAAAUAUGCAGCAUUCAAUUAUAUAUCUGUGAAAACGUAAAAAGAGGAAUGAUAGCAGUUUGUUACAUUGAAUACAAUGUAAACAGUCAUCAAGAAUUGUAACAUUAAGUGAUUAUAAAGAAAUCUUGACUAAAGUUUGUAAACUCGCCACAAUGAAUGCAGUGUUGGUUUGGUCCACGGCUCACAUAAACCAAGAGUGGCAAAAUGGUACCUCUCAGUCCUAUGAAAUGAGGCGAUAAGGAAACAUUAAAAUAUCACGAAAUCUCUAUAAGUCAAAGAAUAAAUACCAGCUCUUACAAAGUCUGAGCCAAACAUGAUGUAGCACUAUCACUAUUUUUAUCUCUGUUGACAUUUACACUGUUGCUUGUUGAUGGAAGGAAUUUGUCAUCAUCACUAUCAUUAUGUAAAUUUACUAAAAACUGGUCCAUUGCCAUGUCUAUUUUGCAUCCCCUUGUUCAGUAAUUAUAAUCUAAUUUUUCAACAUGAUUGCAGUAGCCCACCCAGUCAUUCGUUAUGGAUUUAACAGCAUCCAAUGUGUGCGUCUGAAGUGCUUGCGCAGAAAAAUUACACAGUAUUACAAUCCCGAUGCACCUCCUUAUCUUUGCCCACGCUAAUUUAAUAGCGUUGCUUUCAAAGAUGUAUAGUGGGAGUCAAAUGACGUGAAGCCCUGUAUUUUUUUAAAAGUUGAUUAACCCGAAACAUUCUUUGGUUUAUGCUUUCAUACUAGUUCCAUCAAUAGGCAUUUCAGCAUUUUUUAAUCACACACUACAACUCUGCAUUUUAGCCAUGCAAUCAUUCUUUUUUUUCCUGCAUUUCGAAGAAGGCUUAUAGUCUUGUUUGGAGUGACAUGGCGCAUUAUCCAUUACUACAUCAGAAAAUGGCGGCAAGUUUGGUAGAACAUGUUCGGACAGCCAUUUUUCAAAAUUAGUAGCAUUCAUUUCCCCGUGAUAAUCUGUCGUACCUGACUUAUACAUCAAUAAUCCCCUUAGUAAAAAUCCACAUCUAGAACCAAUAUUAGCCAAGGUUGCAUUUCCUUUAGUUACUCCCGUUACAUCAUUUUUGCAUUGCCAGAAUUUCUGGAAUGUGAGAUUAGUAUCUACCCACGACUCAUAAAGGUUGUGAGGUACUUGGAGCACCAUGCCACUAUAUCAGCUCAUAUUAUCAACAAACAGAGCCUGUCUUUGCACCGUUUCCAGACGAAGCCUAUACUUCGCAAUAAUCUCUUGAGAUGGAGGGCUUCACUGCCAACCAACUUGUCCCCUAAUGCAGAAAUUAGUUUGCGCACUGUAGGGAUAACUUUUUUUACCGCAUAGAAUUCCUGGAUUGUGUCUCUUAUGACACAUUUAUCAAAGCUGUGGAUCUCAUUUUUGGGUUUUUUCGUGGCCUGCUCAUAAAAUAUACAAUGUAGCACUCUUAAUAAUCAAAAAGAAAUAAACAUACGUACACCUAACAUAACCAAUGAUAAAUAUAUUUUUUUUAACAUCACUGAAGCUUAUUACACAUGUAUUAAAUGCAUGGCUUACCUCUUUUUCUCUGGUGUUGUAUGCAGUUUAUUUGGCAUUGCAAUUUGUUUCUUCCGAAAACGCAUCACUGUUGCUUUGCUUAUAUCUGUAUAAUUUGCAGCACGUUCCAUUGUUUUGUGAAAAGGAAUUGAACUGCAUUUUUCACGACCGUUUUGAUCACAGAUUGAUAUUACUUUACUAAUUAUUUCUCUCUCUUUGCUGCGAAUCACGUUAUUUUUCCUACUCUUUACAAUCGGUACCAUUACUCAUCACACACUACCUGCCAAUAUACUUCACAUGGUUAUUAAUGUAGGAAGGGAGACGGAAUCCCCCACUGCAACACACUCCCUUUCCCUUCUUCCUCUGUUAUCCUUCAUCCUCUCUUUCCUCUUUACCCCUGUGCUGACAGCUCACAAGAUUGGAAGACAUUUGUAUUUACUGAACGUAAAAAUACUAUUUUAUGUCUUAUCAGCUAUCAGCUAAAGAGAUAUGAGCUACAUAACCCUCAUUUUACUUAAAUGCCCACAAAUUAUGUUUCCACUAACUUAUAACUAGAGUCAAGAUUUUGUGGUGUUAUUUUAAGACAAAUUUCGGUGUAAAGAAAUAAAGAUUUCGGUGUUAUAUGGUUUUAUUCUUUUGCUCAAAAUACCCACGGAAAAAUUUUCUUGUUUUUCUGUACGACAUGCAAAUUU